CCUAGACAACUUCUGUAGGACGAAACAAAACACAAACUGAGAAAGUUGAAGCAGAAUGGCCCCUGUCAGCGAAAGCAGUGACUUUUACUAUGGAUCACGUCUAUUAUCACCAUUAGUUCCAAUACUUGGAUUAUCGAUCGAUCAGAUAAAUUUUCUAGUAUGUCAGCUGGUUGCAAUGGCUAUUGGAAUUCCAUUCCGCAAUAUGUUAGAUCCCAGGAGCACAAGUCCUAGAGUGAGACAUGCUGUUGAGCUGCUGCUUGGUAUAGCAUUGGUCCUGUUUUGUUUUGGAAGUCAGAUUAUUCACUUGUUUAUACAAGCAUCCUUGGGUUAUGUGCUGCUGCAGUUUAUUGGUCAGAAAUGGAUGCCUGUGUCGGUGUUUGUUGUAGCAAUGGGCUAUCUUGCUUGGUGUCACAUACAUAGAAUGAUCCUAGAUUAUGGUGGCUACACACUGGAUAUAACUGGACCACUAAUGAUCUCUGUUCAGAAGAUAACAGUUGUCGCUUUUGGCCUAAAUGAUGGUAAAAACAGAGAAGAGAAAGAUCUCAACCCAAAUCAAAAAUCUAAAGCAAUAAGAGAAAUGCCUGAUUUACUGACCUAUUACAGCUACAUAUUCAGUUUCCACAAUGUGAUGUGUGGCCCCCUAGUGUUUUACAAGGAUUAUUGUGCUUUUAUAGAUGGCUCUUGUUAUACUUCUAACUCGGAAAAUAGCAAUAAUAAGGAUAUUCCUUCACCAAAGGAGGUAUUUCUACAAAAACUAGUGACUGUAGUUAUACUGGGGGCAUUGAUGAUGAUGGAACCAUUCAUAGCGCCAUGGUCACGUAUGAAAGAUGAUGACUUUCUGUACAAUACAACAUGGAUAUACAGGAAUUUUUAUUUGCUAUGCUCCAUGACCAUGCAUAGACCAAUGUAUUACUUUGCCUGGAAACUAGGUGAAUUGGUGAAUAACUCAUGUGGACUAGGAUUUUCUGGUUAUGAUGAUAAAGGAAAUUCUAAGUGGGAUUUGCUAGAUAAUGUUAAAAUCUAUCAACUAGAGACGUGUACAAGUCUUAAAGUGAAUGUAGAUUCAUGGAAUGUGACAACAGCUCAUUGGUUGAGAUAUAGUGUAUACGAGAGAUGCCCCGCCUCCAUUGCUACAUGGGCAGUAUUUAUAAUUAGUGCAUUUUGGCACGGAUUUUAUCCCGGGUAUUACAUGGCGUUCCUCACUGCAGCUCUCUUUACAACAGCUGCAAGACUGGUACGGCGGAAUAUACGACCCUAUUUUUUGCAAUCGACAGUGCAUACUAAUUUCUACGACUUUAUUACAUUUUGGUUCACAAGAUUUGCAAAUAGCUAUUUUAUAUUGUCCUUUGUUCUUCUUGAAACCAAAUAUUCUAUCCCUCUGUACGGGUCAUUGUUUUGGUGGUUACAUUUGCUGUCAUUUGGAGCUAUAGUCUACUACAAUUUCCUGCAAAGAAUAAUCUUUCCUGUGAAGAAAGACAAAGCAUCAAAAAGCAGUUAAUUAGACAGUGUUUUGUUUUAGAAAUAUUUUGACUGUUUAAUUAUGUUGUGUUGUUGUUGUUAGUUUUUUAAUGCUCUUGAAAUUUUUUGUCACUGAAGGAUAAUGUUACCAAUUUGUCCUUCAUUCUGUUCUUUAAUCACACCUACUGGGACUUACACUUUCUCAUUUCAGUUUAUUGUCUAAUGUCUUUGGUCUGUUGGUACUAUAGACAAACUUCUACACUUGUUUAGGGUUUUUCAGGUUGAUUGGGUAAAUACAUUGACCUUAACACUUGUGUAGGGUUUCAGGUUGAUUGACCUUUAUCAUUGCAUGGAAUUUUAGGUUGAUUUGGUCAAUACAUUGUCCUUUACACUUGUGUGGGGUUUUAGGUUGAUUUGGUCAAUGCAUUGACCUUUACACUUGUGUGGGGUUUUAGGUUGAUUUGGUCAAUGCAUUGACCUUUACACUUGUGUGGGGUUUUAGGUUGAUUUGGUCAAUACAUUGUCCUUUACACUUGUGUGGGGUUUUAGGUUGAUUUGGUCAAUGCAUUGACCUUUACACUUGUGUGGGGUUUUAGGUUGAUUUGGUCAAUGCAUUGACCUUUACACUUGUGUGGGGUUUUAGGUUGAUUUGGUCAAUGCAUUGACCUUUACACUUGUGUGGGGUUUUAGGUUGAUUUGGUCAAUGCAUAGACCUUUACACUUGUGUGGGGUUUUAGGUUGAUUUAGUCAAUACAUUGACCUUUACACUUGUGUGGGGUUUGAGGCUGAUUGGGUCAUUGACCUUUACACUUGUGCGAGGUUUCACGUUGAUAAAUACAUACACCUUUAUACUUGUGUGGGGUUUUAGGUUGAUUUGGUCAAUAUCACUGAUGCUAAAAAAAAAAUCUUCCAACUUCUACUUACUUUAAGCCAAAUAUGAAGUCUUUAGCUGUUGAAAUAGCAGCGUCAGGGAGAAAGCAUUUGUUGUAGGUCAAUAUCACUGAUGCUGAAAUAGAUCUUCCAACUUUUAAUUAUGUUAAACCUCCAUAUCAUUAGCUUAUGAAAGAAGCAGCAUCAGGGAGAAUACAUUAAUUAGUGUAACUGAUAAUCUUUGUUAGGAUUAUUACUUAUUAUCUUGAUGCAGAUUAUCCUUCCAGUGUCAUUCAAGUAGCUUACUUGAAUGAUAUUUGCUUGUACAUAUAAACAAGUUUCGAAUAAACUGCUACAUGGUCAGUAACAUAUCUUUCUACACAUAUGUAAGGUUAUAGUCUCAGUGGCAUACAUGUAUACAAAUACACAGUCAUGUCACAUUUAUGUUGUUAAAUAUGACAGAAUCAAAUAACUUUGCAUUUGCAUAUCUCUUUUUGUGUUAACUUAUUUAGUACAGAAAUUUUAAAUGUUUAGAUAAUAAUGAGAAGUAUGAGUAUGUACGUAAUUAUAAGUACAUAUCUAUUUAUAUUAAAUUAGCAUAUUGCUUAUUUUGAAUCAUUAGCAUGUUGUGUUUGGAAUUUAGAACUGUCAUGAAGUAUUGUGUCAGAAUGAAUCAACCUAAAAGUUUAAAGUUGUGAAGACCUCUGGAAUGUGUAUGUAAGAUUGUUUAUCAACAGUAAGCCGUUUAUAUUUUCCUAUAUCCUCAAGCACUCUAAGCACUCACACUAUUUUAUAACAUGGAAUAGCAAAGAUACUUGUUGCCAGUCAUUAGCUUGUAAACUUAUCAAUUUCAUUAUUUAAGUUAUUAUUGUAAUUAUUGUUAAGGUAUUUUUUUUCAGAAAUGAUUUAUUCACUGACAUUAGUGUAAAUGAAAAUUUUAGUAAAUUUACGUGGAUAUGUUAUAAUAUAGCAAAUUAUGAUGAAGAUAUAAUGUAAAAUACUCAAAAAAAUUAAAAGUUAACAUUCUUUCACAACUUUGUUUAGGACACAUUUUUGUAGUAAAAUUAUUUUUAAAAAAUGCAAUGGCUUUAUUUUUGACAUUAAGAAACAUUAUUUACAUCAAGAUUAUUUAGUGUUACCUAAGAAGUUUGCUCAAAUUACAAAGACGGAUUAUUUAUAUGGCAUUAAAUUGUGAUAGAUUUGAACAUUUCAUGUACAAAAUAUUAAUUUAUUAAUGCUAGUAUACCAUCAGAGUUGAUUUUCGUGCAGAAAAAGUUAAAGGCAAGGACAUUACAUUAAGCAAGCAUUAAAGAAACACCCAUGCAAGUUUAAAUUAACCAUUUAUGUAUUAAAUACUCAGGUUUUACAUGAUAGUUAUUUCAUGCUUAGUUUUGUUAUAUGAUACAUGCUGUCUAUACCAUGUGACUUUUUGUGAUCUGUUUGGUACAGGAAAAAAAAGAUACAUACAUGGUUCAUGGUUCCAUAACUUUUUAAAGAUCCUGUUUCACAAUUUUCUCAUGGUUUUAAAUCAUAAAUAUGAUGCUCAAAUUAAGAUUUAUCAAUAUUGUAGGUUCCAAAAAGCAUUAUUUAUAAAGACAUUACCGAAUUUAACAUUUCAUGUAAAUAAAGGGAGGUAAUAAAAAAAUUCAUUUUCCAUAAAGUUUAAGUUAAAUUUUACAAUAAGAAAUAAAUGCAUAUAUUUUAAUGAUUACAUAUUUUAUCACAUAAUCCGUGGCACAGGAGUGUAAUAAAGCCAUUUAUUUUUGUUAAAAAAAACAUUCUAUUUAUGCUUUACAAACAUUAGAAUUAUUAAAAAGAAAAUAUGGAAUAAAAGAAUACUUCCAGAACCAUCUUUUGUAUUGGGUUUUCUGCCCCAUGCAGAUCACAAAAUUUCAUGUGAUUAAGCACUGAGUGACAGAUCUUUAAAAAGUGUAUGUUUUACCUUUUAUUUAAGAUUUGAAUAAAUGUGAAAGUAAUUUUUUAGCUUACUGAGGAAUAGGUGAAUUUUUUGUUCCCCGUGAGUUGAACAACUAUUUAUAUUUAUAGAUUUCAUUUUUUUUUUCAAAAUCAGUUGUAGAAUAUAUUGCAGUAGUUAGAUCUAAAUAAAUUUUAACACUCGUAUUUUUUUCUCAAAAUGCAUAAUAUACAUGUUAUGUUGUUUAUCAUUAAUUAAAUCUACUAAUUAGAUCCACCCUUUAAGGUACUUUCCUCUUGAUCCAUGAUUUGUAGUUUAGUGUGUUAGUGUUCACUUAAAAAAAGAAUCUUUCUGCAGAAAGGUAACUAAAACAGCUUAUUUUGUCUAUAUGUGAAUUAUUUUGAUUACAAAUGUAUAUCAUGUUUUCCAAAUUAUGUCAUUUUUUUACUACUAACAACUUGUUCACAUACUAAUAUUUACAUAAUGAUAAUUAUUCGUCUACAAUGACUAUUCAGGUAUGAAACUCUUGCCCUGCUGAAUUUGUGUCAUUUACAUGCCCAGCUUUAAAUUUGGAGCAAUUCAUAUUGAAUUGGAAGAAUUCAUGCCUGUACAAGUACUAUAGCUAUUGCAUACGCACAGAAUAUCACAUGGCAAUGUUUUAGCUAUCGCAUGCGCACAUAUUAAAUAAAAGGUUUCCUAUUACUAACCCUCUUUAUGCCAUCAUUGUCAAAUAUUGGUACUGUACUUGUGAAUUACCUCAAUUGACUACCUGUGUUACAGUCAGUACCACCAAACAAUAGCUUUAAAAUUAUAGUUCUCCAAACAAAAGUUUUAAAGAAUCUACACUGAGGUUUAAAAGCUUAAAAAUUUUAAUUCUUCCAUUGAUUACUUGAACAUUUGUAACAUAAAAUGUGCAGAAGAUAAUACAGAAUAUAAAAGAAAGAAUUGAAUUGAAAAUUGAUUUUUAUGAGAUUUUUAGCCCAGUUUAACUAAAAAGGCAUUUAAAGCUGCAUGCCUCCAGAUGAACCAAAAUAAAAUUCAAUAAAAUUUAACUUAAGAAAUAUGUAAUGAUUUUUAAGAAAAGUUGAAGGAUUCAGGUAAUAAUAUUCAUGUUGUGUGUGAUUUGCCAUAGUUAUCAGCAUAUUUCUACUGCGUGACUAAUGCA
Ruditapes philippinarum (Manila clam) is the source of this 5408-nucleotide messenger RNA. Its product is annotated as lysophospholipid acyltransferase 2-like. NCBI's taxonomy places the organism in Eukaryota, Metazoa, Mollusca, Bivalvia, Venerida, Veneridae. Gene Ontology annotation, biological process: lipid modification. Gene Ontology annotation, molecular function: acyltransferase activity. The transcript has 12 exons. Gene Ontology annotation, cellular component: membrane. The record is from RefSeq and is a predicted model, not a curated record. Bases 56 to 1498 code for a protein of 480 amino acids.